Acanthisitta chloris (rifleman) is the source of this 546-nucleotide messenger RNA. It is a transcript of the gene SNAP29, whose product is annotated as synaptosomal-associated protein, 29kDa. Gene Ontology annotation, molecular function: SNAP receptor activity; syntaxin binding. The annotation marks the transcript as partial. The record is from RefSeq and is a predicted model, not a curated record. The transcript is spliced from 4 exons. Gene Ontology annotation, cellular component: SNARE complex; plasma membrane. Gene Ontology annotation, biological process: synaptic vesicle priming; exocytosis; synaptic vesicle fusion to presynaptic active zone membrane. NCBI's taxonomy places the organism in Eukaryota, Metazoa, Chordata, Aves, Passeriformes, Acanthisittidae.
GAGCUCGUUCGUCAGGGAGAGGCACUGAAACGCACAGAGCAGAUGGUGGAUAAAAUGGACCAGGACUUGAAGACAAGUCAAAGGCAUAUAAAUAGCAUUAAGAGUGUUUGGGGGGGCUUGGUCAACUACUUCAAAGCCAAACCUCCAGAGAGCAAGCCAGAGCAGAAUGGAGCCCCUGAAUAUUAUGGUAACAGCAGACUAAAAGAAGCAAUGGUGUCUAGUAAAGAACAAGAGUCAAAAUACCAGGAAAGUCAUCCAAAUUUGAGGAAGCUAGAUAAUUCAGAUGAUGAUUUUGGCAAAGCAGACUUAGUUUCUUCAGUGCAAAGGGAUUCUUAUCCAAAGAACCAGCACCUGCGAGCUUACCACCAGAAAAUUGAUAACAACUUAGAUGAGAUGUCUUCUGGGUUGAGUCGUCUGAAAAACCUAGCUCUUGGGCUGCAGACUGAAAUAGAAGAGCAAGAUGAUAUGCUGGAUCGGCUCACAAAAAAAGUAGAGACACUGGAUAUCAACAUUAAGAACACUGACAAAAGAGUCCGACAGCUUUAA